Molecule: messenger RNA, 480 nt
Organism: Scedosporium apiospermum
Lineage: Eukaryota; Fungi; Ascomycota; Sordariomycetes; Microascales; Microascaceae
Exons: 4
Coding region: 1-480 (159 amino acids)
Biological process (GO): copper ion transmembrane transport
Cellular component (GO): membrane
Molecular function (GO): copper ion transmembrane transporter activity
Source: RefSeq, a predicted model, not a curated record
AUGCAUCACGCCAUGGAUCACGGCGACAUGGACCACGGCGACGGAGGCAUGGAUCACGGUGGCGGCGGCAACGAUAUGUGCAGCAUGAACAUGCUCUUCACAUGGAGCACCAAGAACCUUUGCAUCGUCUUCCGCCAAUGGCACAUCCGCUCCACCUUCGACCUCGUCCUCUCCCUCAUCGCCGUCGUCGCCAUUGGCGCCGGAUACGAAGCCAUCCGAGCAUUUAGCAGGAAGUACGAGCUCGCCGUAACAAAGCGAGUCGAGUUGGCUCCGAGACAGAACCAGCCAGAGAUCAACCGCCGAGCCCACAUUAUCAAGGCCGUUCUCUACGGCAUUCAAAACUUUUACGCCUUUAUGCUCAUGCUUAUCUUCAUGACCUACAACGGAUGGGUCAUGAUUGCCGUCUCGGUCGGCGCAUUUGUGGGGUAUCUCCUAUUCGGAAACACCACUUCUUCGACGAAGGAUACCGCGUGCCAUUGA